AUGAAGAAAAUGAGUGUGGUAAAUCUGGAUAAACUUCUAGAUGAUUUCUCUCAUAUAGAAAAGAAAAUAUCAGAACUUCAUGGAGAAAAUAACCAUCUGACUCUGCAGUUGGAAAAAGCAAACAAAUUACUAACCAUCAGCCAAUCACAGGAAGAGUCAGCAAAAGAAGAAUGUGCUACGCUUCAGAACAUGAUUAAGAACCUUCAACAAGUUAUUGAAAACCAGCAUCAUUUGAGAGAUGAAAAUGAGAGGUUGAAGAACACAGCCUGUAUGUUAGAAGAGAAAGUAAAGACCUGCAAACAGGAAUAUGAAAGUCAGAUUGACAGACUUGUGAAAGAAAUUGAAAGCAAGGAAGAGGAGCACAAGCUUGAACAAAAGAAUACUCACUGUGAAAUGAACAAAAGACUUGAAACAAAAGAGGAAGAACACAAACAACUAAUAGAAAAGAAAGAUCUGGAGAUUUCAGAACUAACCAGGCAACUGAGAGAUCAAGAAAAGGAAAAAGAGAAUGAGAUCAUCAAAUUGCAAAUAGAGUUUGAUGCUAAGCUGACACAGUUGCAGAACAGAACACCCAAACCACGUCCUGACCCCAGUGCAUUGCCUCAGAAUAUCUACAGACGGAAGCUUCAGCACUUGCAGGAAGAGAAAAACAAGGAAACUGAAGUUCUCCGCAACACCAUCAGAGACUUAGAACAGCGGCUCAGCAAGGGUCAAGAUGUCCACCCAAAACGAUGGCAGAUUUGA
This is a messenger RNA of Euleptes europaea (tarantolino), 744 nucleotides long. It is a transcript of the gene CCDC152, whose product is annotated as coiled-coil domain containing 152. Bases 1 to 744 code for a protein of 247 amino acids. NCBI's taxonomy places the organism in Eukaryota, Metazoa, Chordata, Lepidosauria, Squamata, Sphaerodactylidae. The record is from RefSeq and is a predicted model, not a curated record. The transcript has 8 exons.